AUGCAACAUUCGAAUUUGCGAACUGUUGUCGAGCAACACCGGCCAGACCUCGACCGUUACGAGGGCAUUUACCGGGAGAUACAUUCGUUGCCAGAGUUGUCAGGACAAGAGGAGAAAACAUCAAAGACAGUGGAAACUCAUCUUCAGGAGCUUGGAUUCGAUGUUCAUGUCAAAAUUGGGGGCUACGGAGUCGCGGGAAUUUUGAAAAAUGGCCCAGGCGCCACCAUCUUACUGCGGGCAGAUAUGGACGCCUUGCCAAUGAGAGAGAAUACAGGUCUCCCCUAUGCUAGCAAAAGAGAGGUCAAGGAUUCAGAAGGAAACGUGAGGCCCGUAGCCCACGCCUGUGGACACGACUUUCACGUCGUCAGUUUGAUGGCUAGCACCGCUCUACUUUGCUCUGCUAAAAAAGACUGGUCGGGCACCUUAAUUUGCGUGUUUCAGCCGGCCGAAGAAACGCUUUCGGGGGCCCGCGCGAUGAUUGAUGACGGACUGUUCGAUAAAAUUCCGAAGCCGGAUCUGGUCCUCGCGCAGCACGUCAUGCGUAUGAGAGCCGGACAAGUGAGCGUUCGCCGCGGUCAUUUGCUGACGGCUGCGGACUCGUUUGAAGUCCGGAUUAAGGGACAGGGAGGCCAUGCAUCUGCACCUGACGCGUGUAUUGAUCCCAUUGUGAUGGGUGCCGCCGUUGUUUUGCGCCUGCAGACAAUCGUGAGCCGCGAAGUUAACCCUCAUGAUCUGGCGAUCGUCUCAUGUGGAAGUAUCAAUGCCGGGUUCAAUGCCAAUAUUAUCCCGGAAGAAUGCGUCAUUCACGUAAACAUCAGGACGUAUAACCCUCGAACGCGACAGCGGGUCAUUGAGUCGAUCAAGCGGAUUGUUAAGGCCGAAUGUCUGGCAUCGGGUGCCCCUACGGAACCUACAAUCGUGCAUUUGACAUCGGUCCCUGCCACGGUGAAUGACAACAAAGUCGCUACAGCCUUAGAGGAGGUUUUUAGCUCAUACUUCCAAGAAAAUUUUGUGGAGAGCGAGCCGGCCACCGCUAGUGAAGACUUCUCGCUUUUGGCAGCUGCUGCGAACGUUCCGUACGUCAUGUGGACGUUUGGUGGCAUCGAUGAAAAGGUCUGGGACGAUGCAGUCGCGAAUGAUGCGAUCAAUAAGUUGGGCGGGAAUCACUCCCCUUACUUUGCACCGGUGCUAGAACCAACUCUCAAGACGGGAGUAGAUGCAAUGUCUAUCAGUGCACUACAUUUCCUGCAGAAGAAGCCCUGA
This is a messenger RNA of Penicillium longicatenatum, 1263 nucleotides long. RefSeq lists its product as uncharacterized. Gene Ontology annotation, molecular function: hydrolase activity. The record is from RefSeq and is a predicted model, not a curated record. The transcript has a single exon. NCBI's taxonomy places the organism in Eukaryota, Fungi, Ascomycota, Eurotiomycetes, Eurotiales, Aspergillaceae. The coding region runs from base 1 to 1263 and encodes 420 amino acids.